Messenger RNA from Colletes gigas, 2811 nucleotides. It is a transcript of the gene Hrs, whose product is annotated as hepatocyte growth factor-regulated tyrosine kinase substrate. The coding region runs from base 155 to 2653 and encodes 832 amino acids. The record is from RefSeq and is a predicted model, not a curated record. The transcript has 12 exons. NCBI's taxonomy places the organism in Eukaryota, Metazoa, Arthropoda, Insecta, Hymenoptera, Colletidae. Gene Ontology annotation, molecular function: zinc ion binding; ubiquitin binding; oxidoreductase activity.
GACCUUCUGUUUUACACGUGACACGUGACUGUCAUUUAGUAAUACUGGCGCUACCUAUAUCCCUAGGACUUAAUUGUCAAGUACAAGAUAUUAUAAAAAGCCCAAGUAAGCAGAAAUAUUAUAAAUAAGAGGCGAUUGUAUUCGCUGGAGCAAAAUGUUUCGUAGCUCGAUUAACUUUGACAAAUUAUUAGAUAAAGCAACGAGUAAUUUUCAGCUUGAACCUGACUGGGUUGCGAUUCUUCAACUAUGCGAUUUAAUACGUCAGGGCGAUGUACAACCUAAAGCAGCACUUGCAGCAAUAAAAAAGAAAGUUACAAAUACUAAUCCACAUGUAGCUUUGUAUGCUUUAUUGGUAUUAGAAUCUUGUGUCAAAAAUUGUGGUACAUUAAUACACGAUGAAAUUGGUACAAAACAAUAUAUGGAACAACUUAAAGAGCUAGUAAAGACAACAACUCAUGAAAAUGUCAAAUUUAAAACCUUAGAAUUGAUUCAAGCCUGGGCACAUGCAUUUCGAAAUAGUCCUAAAUAUAGAGCAGUACAAGAUACGCUUAAUAUCAUGAAAGCCGAAGGAUAUAAAUUUCCUGCUUUAAAAGAAAGCGAUGCCAUGUUUAUUGCAUACAAUGCCCCAGUGUGGGCAGAUGAUGAUGUAUGUCAUCGUUGCCGCGUGACAUUUGGAGUAGUGCAAAGAAAACAUCACUGUAGAGCUUGUGGUAAAGUGUUUUGCAGUCAGUGUUCAAGCAAAGUAUCCACUUUACCUAAGUUUGGAAUUGAAAAGAAAGUGCGAGUUUGCGAAGCAUGUUAUGCCCAAGUUAAUAAGCCGUCAACGCUACAAACUAAAGAAGUAGAUUUACCCGCUGAAUAUCUCAACAGUUCAUUGGCUCAACAACAACAAGUGCCGCCUAGAAAAACAGCAGCAGAACUCCAAGAAGAAGAAGAGUUAAAUCUUGCUAUUGCUUUAAGUCAAAGCGAAGCAGAACAAAAAGAAAAAGAAAAGAAACGAGCCACUAGGGCUCUAAAGUCAAAUACAACCACUGUCAAUAGGACAACGUAUUCCCCGCCACCAUCGCCAGGUCCUAGUCCAUCGAAGUUACAAGAAGAAGAAGAGAUUGAACCUGAACUCGCGAAAUAUUUAAAUCGCAAAUAUUGGGAACAAAGACAAACCGUAAUAGAAGAGCAUGGUUCUAGAGCAGAUGUUACCAGCCCUUCUGCUCCUAAUAUUAGUAGUCCUAUGCCACAAAAGAUUAUAAUCGCGAAGCAACAAAAUGGAGAAGUUGACAGCCAAAUGGAAGAAUUUGUAAACGCAUUGCGUUCUCAAGUCGAGAUAUUUGUUAACAGAAUGAAGAGCAAUUCAUCGCGGGGCAGAUCGAUCGCUAACGAUAGUUCUGUCCAAACAUUAUUUUUAAAUAUCACUGCUAUGCAUUCAAGACUAUUGAAAUAUAUUCAGGAACAAGAUGAUAGUAGGGUAUAUUAUGAAGGUCUUCAAGAUAAAUUGACGCAAAUGAAAGAUGCUAGAGCUGCGUUGGAUGCUUUACGGGAGGAACAUAGAGAAAAAUUAAGACGACAAGCGGAAGAAGCCGAGAGAAAGAAACAAAUGUUGAUGGCUCAAAAGUUGGCAAUCAUGAGAAAAAAGAAACAAGAAUAUUUGCAAUACCAACGUCAGCUUGCUUUGCAGAAAAUUCAGGAACAAGAGAGGGAAAUGCAAAUGAGACAGGAGCAACAAAAGCAACAGUACAUAAUGGGCGGUUAUCAAGCUGUUUCUGGCUUUAUUGGUCCAUCUCAAGGUUCGCCCGUUCGUCACGUCCAAUAUCAAGGACCUGGAUCUAAUUAUAAUCCUAUGUCUCCAACGAAUCAAGGAUACAUAUACGGACAGCCACCUGUGAAACAGUAUCCUUUGCAAGGUUACAAUAUGCCACCAAUGAAUGCAAUGCCGCCGCAUAUGAUGGGGCCAUUACCUAAUCAAGAGCAACAACCAACCGAUCCAUCUGUUCAAGGACAUGAAGCUAUGGGUCGAGUUACUGUUUCUGGCCCCGGAAUAAUGCCUCAAAUGACAAAUCCCAUACCGCAACUACAACAGACAGGCGGACAUCAGAUGGGACCACCGCCACCACAGCAAGGUCCGCCAAGUCAUAUGGCACAAACGCAACCUGCAUCGGUGCAUAUGCCACCGCAGCAGGGUGUUCCACCGCAAAUGCCUCAGUCAGGACCACCGAGUCAAAUGGGUAUUCCUCAAGUACCUCAGAGUCACAUGGGUCCUCUACCUGCACAAGUUGGGCCUGGUGUGCAUGGUCCCUCGGGUCAAGUUGUUGGCCUUCCACCUCAGAUGGGACCACAGCAACCAUCUUCAUUGUCAGGUUCUCAGGGACCUCCGAUGCAGCCUCACGUUUCGAACACUCCUAUUGCGUCUCAAGGAUCAGGAAGCCAUCAAGUACCUUCGAGGACUACAGUUGGACCAAUUAUGGCAUCGAAUCAGACAAUGCAAGGUCCUCAAGGGCCUGGUAUAACAACGAUGCAAGACAUGCCUCAAAUCCCAGUAUCUCAGGGACAACAGUUACAAUUCCAAUCAACAACGCCUCUGCCGCCUGCAUCGAACGAAUCCGUACAAUCGAAAGGGGACAAGAAACCUGAAACGGCAGAGCUAAUUUCCUUUGAUUGAAAGAAUCGUAUGCGAAAAAACAUUUAUAGAAGUGCAUUUAAGGUAACCACCAGUUUAAUAUAAAUUUCGAUUUUAAAUUGACACUAUUUUAAAUUACUCAUAGAACUUGUUCUGCUCUUCAUCGGAUUGACGCAAGUUUAUUUUUUAAGUUAUCCAUA